Molecule: messenger RNA, 1713 nt
Organism: Corylus avellana
Lineage: Eukaryota; Viridiplantae; Streptophyta; Magnoliopsida; Fagales; Betulaceae
Source: RefSeq, a predicted model, not a curated record
AUGGUGAAAAACACCCAAUUUACAGGACAACGGCUCGAAGCUAACGCUUUAAAAUAUGAUCAUGCGGCCAGCGCUAAGUGUUUGUUGAAUCCCCACAAAGCUCAGUAUGGUGGAGGAAUUAUCAAAAACCCUGAGUUGAAUAAGGGGUUGAAAGGAUGGUCUACAUUUGGGAAUGCAAAAAUAGAACAAAGAGUGUCGAGAGGCAACCAAUUCAUUGUGGCUCAUACCAGAACCCAUCCACAUGAUAGUAUCUCACAGAAGCUUUUUUUGGAAAAGGACAAGCUCUACACACUCUCUGCUUGGUUACAAGUGAGCAAUGGAAAUGUGGAUGUAACAGCCGUUUUCAAAACAAAUACUGGCUUCAAACAUGCUGGUGCUGUUACUGCCAAGACAAACUGCUGGUCCAUGCUUAAAACUGGCUUUACUGUGAAUGCAUCAAGCCCAGCUGAGCUCUAUUUUGAGAGCGAGAAUGCAUCAGUUGAUAUAUGGGUCGAUAGCAUCUCAUUGCAACCAUUCACCAAAGAGCAGUGGAAGUCCCAUCAAGUUGAAAGCAUUGAGAAGACGCGUAAGAGAAAGGUGAGAAUCCAUGCAGUUGAUGAACAAGGCAAUCCCAUGUCCAAUGCCACAGUCUCAUUUGAACAGAAGAAACUGAGCUUCCCAUUCGGCACUGCAAUAAACAAGAACAUCCUCACCAACACAGAUUACCAAAAUUGGUUCACCUCAAGGCCGUUCACAGUCACAGUAUUUGAGAAUGAAAUGAAGUGGUAUGCCAACGAACCAUCCCAGGGCGAAGAGAAGUACGACGACGCCGACGCCUUGCUUCAGUUUGCACAACAACUCGGCAUUGAUGUCCGCGGCCACACCGUCUUGUGGGAAGAUCCCCAGAUGAUACAGGGUUGGGUUUCUUCGCUCUCGUCCAGCGAACUUUCUGUAGCAGUAAACAAGAGGAUUAAAUCUGUCAUGUCAAAGUACAAAGGGCAGGUAAUUGCAUGGGAUGUUGUGAAUGAAAACAUGCACCACAGCUUCUUUGAAGACAAGCUUGGGAGCAGUGCGUCAGCAAGCUUUUACAAACGUGCUCAAACUAUUGAUGGAACAACCCCUUUGUUUCUGAAUGAGUACAACACCAUAGAGGACAGCCGAGAUGGGUCAUCAAAGCCAAAUAAGUACCUGCAGAAGCUGGAAGAAAUUCAGGGGUUUCAUGGAAACAACAAUUUGGAAAUGGGGAUCGGGCUCCAGGGCCAUUUCAGCUAUCCUCCAGACCUUUCUUACAUUAGAGCUUCCCUUGAUACUCUUGCUUCCAAAGGGUUGUCCAUUUGGAUUACAGAACUGGAUGUUAAAAAUAGCACACAAGCACAGUACUUGGAGCAAGUUCUAUGGGAAUUACACGCCCACCCGAGUGUCAAUGGAAUCAUGUUGUGGACAGCAUGGUCGCCAGGGGGAUGUUACAGAAUGUGCUUGACAGACAACAAUUUCAACAACUUGGCAACCGGCGAUGUUGUGGACAAGCUGAUGCAGAAGUGGGGUUCCAAGGCCAUGGUAGGCACAACAGACGCAGAUGGAGUCUUUGAGGCCUCCUUAUUCCAUGGAGACUACCAAGUGAAAAUCAGUCACCCUAAGGUUGCAAGUUCCAACUUGGGUCAAAGCUUUGUGGUGUCGUCGGCCUCAAAAGAUACAUCGGAGCAACCAACAUUGGUUGUCCAAGUUUCAGCGUGA